GGCGUACCCAUUGGAUGGUUCGUUGCACCAACACUUUAGAUCGAUGAAGCCUAGUCAUUAUAAGGUCCAAGUUGAUUGUAUUUACGACGGACAUGAUGAUGACACUCUUCCGGUACCUACUGGAGAUGGAUUCAAUAACUUAGGCAGGGCUCUUGCUAGUUUUGUGCAAUGGCCAAUUCACUUGGUGAUUUUCGAAGAAGACGAGGAGUACUCUACUCCACGCCCAACAAAGAAGUCCAGGAGUCAGAUUUUUGAAGAGGUGGUUGGUAGCUCCAAAGGGAAGAAAAACGAAUUAAUUGUCAAAGAGAAGACAACAGAAUUAGUUGUCAAAGAUAAGACAACAGAAUUAAUUGUCAAAGAGAAGGCAACACUUGAUUUAGGGUCCAAAGAGAAGACAACACUGAAGUUAACGGCCAAGGGAAAUUCAUGCUCAAAUAAGUUGGAGUCGAAAUCGAAGUCGAAGAACUCUAAGACGGCCAAAGAGAUGGUAGGUAGUUGUGAUCGUAAAACUGAAGAAUCAGCCGCCAAAAGUAAGAAGCAAAAUUUGGCAGACGACACAAUUCAAGGUCUUGGCCCAUCAUGCAAUUAUUUGAAGUUUAUCAUCAAUACGGCGCCCGGUGAUGUAUAUAAAAAUACUUCAAUCCCAUUGCCCGCUUCGGUUUGGCAUUAUGACGAAGAUCGACAAACUUAUGUAAAUGAGGUUGACGUUGAAGAGUUCCUUAGAGGGGCGUGCCUCAACAUUUCAGUGAUCCAAGUCUAUAUGAUGUGUUUAUUCCACGAACACACCUUUGCAUUUGACAACUCUCAGAUUGGGUUUGUUUGUCCCGAGGCAAUGUCAAGCUCUAGAAUCAAGGCCAACCCUCAGGCUGCAUCAAUGUAUUUGAAAGUAGUUUUCAAUGCUGAAAUUGAAAAGGAGAAGAAGGGUGAUCCUAACAUUACCAAGUGGUUUUUGAUCCCAUACCAUCAAGAAAAUCAUUGGAUUUUGUACGUGUUAGACCUACGUAGAGGUUGUGCGUAUAUUUUCGACUCUGCGAUAGGUUCCAACCGAGAAAAUAGUGCAUGGGGAAUCUUGUGUUUGGCAUACCAAGUGUACAAGUUUAAUGAUGGGAUUUGUCCGAAUAGAGCGACUAUGCAGGGGUUGAAAGGCUUCCAUGUAAAGUGUGCUCAACAAGUCGGCGCCCACGAGUGUGGCUAUUACGUUAUGAAGUUCAUGCAUGAAAUAGUCACGUUACACCAUAACACUGAUGAGCGGUUAGACAAUGCUUACACUCCAAGAAAUGCGCCUUAUACCGAUGAGGAAAUAGAUGUGGUUCGUGAGCAAUGGGCUAAGUUUUUUACAACCGAGUAUUUAUUUACUUAGGUUGUUUAGACACAAAGAUGGAAGCGUUUAUAUCUUCAUGGAUUUGGCUAGGGAUCGAGUCGAUUGGAAGAAAGUCAACACGACCUUACUUAAGGUUUGUAAUGCAUGAUCUAAAGGGACCUAAGUGGCUGGAUUAGAGACAUUUGUUAGAUUAGCUCUCUAGCCUUUUGUCUUUAGUUGUUAAUAUUAGUUGUAAUUUGUUAGACUAGCUAGGUGUUUAAAAAUUGUAAACAUACGUACUAUAUAUACGCUUUGCUCUGUUGGGUUAAUAUAAAUG
Molecule: messenger RNA, 1637 nt
Organism: Spinacia oleracea (spinach)
Lineage: Eukaryota; Viridiplantae; Streptophyta; Magnoliopsida; Caryophyllales; Amaranthaceae
Exons: 9
Coding region: 44-1360 (438 amino acids)
Biological process (GO): proteolysis
Molecular function (GO): cysteine-type peptidase activity
Source: RefSeq, a predicted model, not a curated record